UUUAACCUAAUUUUGUUUAGAUUCGUGUAUUCCGUCCACCAAAUUAUUCCGGAACUUUAGCAUUGGUGAUUCUUUUUGCUUUGGUUGCUGCUAUUUUAUAUUUGCGAAGGAAUAACUUGGAGUUUCUUUAUAACAAGAAUAUGUGGGCAACUGGAGCGUUAUUUUUCUGCUUCAGUAUGGUUUCUGGGCAGAUGUGGAAUCACAUUCGCGGUCCCCCUUUUUUACAUAAAGGGGCCAACGGACAAAUUGCUUAUAUACACGGAUCAUCACAAGCUCAAUUUGUUUUAGAAACUUAUAUAGUUAUGAUUCUUAAUGCUGCUAUCGUAUUGGGAAUGAUUUUAUUAACGGAAUCUGGAAAUACAAAGCGGGAUCCGAAAAAGCGGAAAAUUUUAGCGAUCGCUGGGUUGAUUUUGAUUACAGUUUUCUUUUCUUUAAUAUUGUCGGUGUUUAGAUCGAAGACACAAGGUUACCCUUAUAGUUUCCUAUUCAAAUAGUGAUCACCUUUAAUAAAGUUUUUUGUUACAUACAAGAAAUAAAUUAUAUUGAAAUAUU
Molecule: messenger RNA, 552 nt
Organism: Onthophagus taurus
Lineage: Eukaryota; Metazoa; Arthropoda; Insecta; Coleoptera; Scarabaeidae
Source: RefSeq, a predicted model, not a curated record